Molecule: messenger RNA, 2241 nt
Organism: Indicator indicator
Lineage: Eukaryota; Metazoa; Chordata; Aves; Piciformes; Indicatoridae
Gene: KIRREL3
Product: kirre like nephrin family adhesion molecule 3
Exons: 15
Coding region: 1-2241 (746 amino acids)
Biological process (GO): cell-cell adhesion; synapse assembly
Cellular component (GO): cell-cell junction
Molecular function (GO): cell adhesion molecule binding
Source: RefSeq, a predicted model, not a curated record
AUGAGAGCUGACAGCCUUCUUCUCCUUUCCUCUGCAGGUCAGGCUUCGUCCUUCACGCAGCAGCCCCAGGACCAGGUGGUGGUGGCAGGGCAGGCUGUGACCCUGCUGUGUGCCAUCCCCGAGUACAAUGGCAUCGUGCUCUGGAUCAAGGACGGGCUGGCCCUCGGCGUGGGCAGGGACCUCUCCAGUUACCCACGCUAUCUGGUGGUAGGAGACCACCUGUCUGGAGAGCACCACCUGAAGAUCCUGAGGGCUGACCUGCAGGAUGAUGCUGUCUAUGAGUGCCAGGCCAUCCAGGCUGCCAUCCGCUCCCGCCCUGCCAGGCUGACAGUUCUGGUGCCUCCAGACGACCCUGUGAUCCUGGGGGGUCCUACCAUCAGCCUGAGGGCAGGAGACCCUCUGAACCUGACCUGCCACGCGGACAACGCCAAGCCUGCCGCCUCCAUCGUCUGGAUGCGCCGAGGAGAGGUCAUCAACGGAGCCUCCUACUCCAAGACGCUUCUCCGUGACGGGAAGAGGGAGAGCAUCAUGAGCACCCUCUUCAUCGGCCCCUCCGACAUCCAGAGCGGGGACAGCAUCGUCUGCAGGGCCACCAACAAAGCCAUCCCCGGCGGCAAGGACACCUCUGUCACCAUCGACAUCCAGCACCCCCCCCUGGUCAACCUCUCUGUGGAGCCACAGCCAGUGCUGGAGGACAACACUGUGAAGUUCCACUGCUCUGCCAAGGCCAACCCUGCUGUCACCCAGUACAGGUGGGCCAAGAAAGGCCAGGUUAUAAAGGAAGCAUCUGGUGACUUCUAUGAGACCGUUGUGGACCACACCUUCUUCUUUGAGCCUGUGUCCUGCGAGGUCACCAACGCCCUGGGCAGCACCAACAUCAGCAGGACUGUGGACGUCUACUUUGGGCCCAGGAUGGCCACAGAGCCUCAGUCCCUGCUGGUCGACCUUGGCUCCGACGCUGUCUUCAACUGUGCCUGGACUGGGAACCCCUCCCUGACCAUCGUCUGGAUGAAGAGAGGCUCAGGGGUGGUGCUGAGCAAUGAGAACCAGCUGACGCUGAAGUCUGUGCGGCAGGAGGACGCCGGCAAAUACGUCUGCAGGGCGGUGGUGCCGCGGGUGGGCGCGGGGGAGCGGGAGGUGACACUCACCGUCAACGGGCCACCCAUCAUCUCCAGCACCCAGACCCAGCAUGCCCUGCAUGGCCAGAAGGGGCAGAUCAAGUGCUUCAUCCGCAGCACUCCGCCCCCGGACCGCAUCGCUUGGUCCUGGAAGGAGAACGUGCUGGAGUCAGGCACCUCUGGGCGGUACACGGUGGAGACAGUGAGCACUGAGGAAGGAGUCAUCUCCACCCUCACCAUCAGCAACAUCGUCAGGGCUGACUUCCAGACCAUCUACAACUGCACAGCCUGGAACAGCUUCGGCUCCGACACGGAGAUCAUCCGGCUGAAGGAGCAAGGUACGGAAAUGAAGUCAGGAGCUGGUAUGCAAGCAGAGUCGGUGCCCAUGGCGGUGAUCAUCGGUGUGGCCGUGGGCGCCGGCGUCGCCUUCCUGGUGCUGCUGGCCACCAUCGUCGCCUUCUGCUGCGCUCGCUCCCAGAGGAAUCUCAAAGGGGUGGUGUCAGCCAAGAACGACAUCCGCGUGGAGAUCGUCCACAAGGAGCCAGCCUCGGGCAGGGAGGCAGAGGAGCACCCAACCAUCAAGCAGCUGAUGAUGGACCGGGGGGAGUUCCAGCAGGACUCGGUGCUGAAGCAGCUGGAGGUGCUCAAGGAGGAGGAGAAGGAAUUUCAGAACCUAAAGGACCCCACCAACGGCUACUACAGCGUGAACACCUUCAAGGAGCACCACUCCACCCCUACCAUCUCGCUGUCCGGCUGCCCGGCCGAGCUGCGCCCGGCUGGCAAGCAGAGGGUGCCCACGGGCAUGUCCUUCACCAACAUCUACAGCACCCUGAGCGGCCAGAGUCGCCUCUACGACUACAGCCAGCGCUUCGUGCUGGGCAUGGGCAGCAGCUCCAUCGAGCUGUGCGAGAGAGAGUUCCAGCGAGGCUCCCUGAGCGACAGCAGCUCCUUCCUGGACACGCAGUGCGACAGCAGCGUCAGCAGCGCCGGCAAGCAGGACGCCUACGGCCAGUUCGACAAAGCCAGCAAGGCCUCCGCCUCCUCCUCACACCACUCCCACUCCUCCUCCCAGAACUCCGACCCCAGCCGGCCCCUGCAGAGGAGGAUGCAGACGCACGUCUGA